This is a messenger RNA of Didymodactylos carnosus, 3262 nucleotides long. NCBI's taxonomy places the organism in Eukaryota, Metazoa, Rotifera, Eurotatoria, Philodinida, Philodinidae. The record is from the annotation of a GenBank genome assembly.
AUGAUUUUUGGACCCGGACCCGGACCCGAUGAUAAAAAUUUAUUCAAACCCGGACCGGAUCCGGUUGAACAACUAUUUUAUAUUAUAGUAGUCGUUCUCUUUGUUUUACUUAAUAAAAAUGAACUCAAUGAAGAAAAUGCACUGUUCGUUAUAAGAGAAUUGAAAAAGAAGAGCAUGCUUGACGAAAAUGGUAUAGAAGUAGCAUUCAAGAUUAUGGAAAGAAUCCGAGAAUAUUCAGACAAGUUUUUCAGCGAAGCAAGUCUUAUCGAAUUCAUUCCUAACGCUGUGAAUGAUGAAUUAAAGCACAUCAUACAAAUAGCUCCACGUCUGAUAGCUACACGAAACGCGUGUACACAUGAAAAAGCAAGUUUAUGUUGGACCGAACUUGGUAUUCUACCUGAAAAGUUAUCAUUGUUAAAUGAAAAUAUUCUGAAACAAUUUAAAAUAUGUCAACAACCAGAACUAGAAACAAUAAUACAAUGUAUAGGAAAAGUUUCCCAACGGUUUACAAAUAAUAAUGAGAUCUCUGAACAGAAUUAUUUAAUUUUAUUAGACUUAUGCCAAAAAUGGUGUCAGGUAUUAGUUGGACUUGAUAAGGAGAAUAAAGAAAAACUGCGAAAUAUGAAAUUCAUACCUAUAAAGAGAAAUAAUGUAAAUAAUACGCAAAACGUCAUCUUAGUUGGACCGAAUGAUAUUUUUAUACGACACACACAUUGGCAUGAUACUAUUUGGCCAUAUUUAUUUGCUAUUGAUGCGAAUGAUGAUGAUUUCAAACGAGGUAUUAUAACAUUUUUACGUGCAUUUCCUGUCGAAAGUAAACCUUCAUGUAGUCAGUGUAUUAAUGUAUUGAAGAAUUUAUACGAAAAAAGCCAACAGGAAGAUUUGGAUCCAAAUUAUCGUGAAACAGUUAUAACAGCAAUCUUAUAUUAUAUGACAUCAUUGACUGAUGACAGCAUUCCAGAAGCGAAGAAAGCAGUAACAGAUCAAAUCAUUUAUUUGCCAAACCUUUGUUCUGUUCUUACAUCAAGUCAACAACUGUACUACGUUGAUCAACCAAAAUACAAAAUACUCAUUAGUAAAUGUGAACAACUAAAACAGUUAUGUUUUUGUCACAAUUUAUUUGAUAAUUAUUCAGCUAGAUCAUAUGGUGAUGAACGACUCAAACAAUUAGAAAAUGACUGCAAAGGAAACAGAAUUAAAAAAUAUUUUCCAGAUUUGCGGCCUAUAUCAGACAUAUUAGAUGAACGAAUUAAUGAAGAUUCUGUAACAGAUGAUUCAACAGAGAUAUCAUCAUUGACUGAUACAAUUCAUACAAGUGAUUUUUAUCGUGCCUGUAUUGUACAACAUUUUUUUCGUACAGAAGCAACAGAAGAAAAUACUAGAAAAUUAAUCCAAUUUCUUAAUGAACUGGAAAUAUAUAUAACAACACAGCCGAUUACAGCAUCAAUAUUCAAUAAAAAUACGAAUCAAAUGAUUGAUGGUGGUCAGAUUGAACUUCCGAAAUACUUGAAAACGAUAUCCGCUGAUGAAUGUGCGACUUAUAUUUUAUAUAUUUAUAACAUGGAAAAGAAUAGCAGUGAUGCAGAUUUGUGUGACGAAUUAACCGAAAUAAUUCAACAACAAUGUUAUGCUACUUUCUCUGAGACGACUCAAGAAGAAUCAGUUAAACUGCUUAAAGUUAUUCGUGCUAUAAUACGUGGUAAUGAACAAGACUACGACAAAAUAUUAGAUAAACAUAAUAUUAACGAAGGCGGCGCAAUUGCAUUUGAUAAUUUAACAUUUCUACCAAAACUAGGCUCAUUAGUUGAAUUAGCCGAUUUACAAUAUCUUGUACAAGGAAUUUAUUCUUGUGCACCAGAUGAUUAUGUUGCCCCGGAAGUUCACACAAACGGUGAUGAAAAUGAAACUGAUGAAGAUGUGGAUAACACGACACAAACAAACGCAUAUCCACCAGAAUAUCGACAUCCUCGAAUUAAGAAGCUGGCUAAAGAUCAUGUAAAUGAUUUUGAGAAAAAAUAUGAAGUUGAAAUUGAACCACGAAAAUAUGAAAUAAUUAGUGCGGUUUAUCUAUAUAGAUUCAAUAAACCAUCAAUGAAGGAAAUACAACUAAAGGGUAAUGAUGAUGCGAAUAGUAAACAAAUCCUGCUAGCAAAUAUGCCAAGUACAGAAAACGAUGAAGCACAUCGAUUUACAUGUUUAGAAGCAUUAAAAGAACAAAUUGAUAAAGAUAUAGAAAACAUUAAGCCCUUAGCAGCAGAAGAACUCCAAACUGCUGUUAGACGCUUACAGUUGCAUUAUCAUCCAGAUAAACAUCCAAGCCAAACGGCUCUAUAUGUUCCUGCAUUCCAAUAUUUGCAGCAAUGUCUUCAUCGCUUACUUAACCGAAGCAAUGCGUCAACUAAUCAGACUCAUGCAGAACAAGACGGACAUUUUCAUUUCACAAAUUUUUCUAAUUCUGGAUUUACUUACGCUGGUAGCAGAACAAACUUUUCUUAUUAUUUUGGUUCAGCAACACGAUCUAACAGAAAUAAGCAUAGGAAGAAGAAAAAUCCACAGCCAUCUGUUGCAUUAAAAUGGUUAUCGCAAGCACGAUAUAAUAUGAAAGAGCUGCGGGAAUAUCAAAAACGUGCUAUUUAUUUACGGUGCUGUAUUAAAUCCUACUAUGUGGCACUCGAUGUUAUUUAUUGUGUUAUGAUAGCGGAAGACUGGAAUAGUGUAAAACAACCUUGUACACUAUCUAGGCUAACUGCUACUUGUAGUAAUGAUUCUGUGAAAACUCUAUGUACGUCAUUAUUGAUAAUUGUUGGUGAAUAUGAAAAAGAAUGGAAAGAAGAUUUUUACAAGAAAUAUUCUUCAGUGCCAAAUGCUACACAGUGGAAUGUGAAGUGUUGCUGUGCAGUGUGGGAUUAUGAAACAUGUCAUUUUCUUCUACUUAGGGAACUUAUAUCAGCUCCCAUGGGUUUGAAUCAAGGUCAGCGCUCUGACGAUCGGAGGUGAGCUGGAAAUAUUCUUAAUCAAUUCGCCAUGAUACACUAUCUAUAUUCUGUAAGCUUUAUUAUAAAACUCUGAACCCAUUCCGUGAAUCCGUUCCUUUUCUUAUUACUUAAGUAGCCAGUGGCGAUAGUUGGCACUAAACACAACGUGCAACGAUUUAAGUCGACUUAAACCUAGUAAACGUAUACAAUCGGAAACUAAACUGACCCUUUAAACAUAAACCCCUCUUCUGUGGAAUAUCAGUGGUUCAAGUCUACAUGAACCGUGA